AUGAGCACAGGCCUGCACAUGUGCUCGAGUACGAGUAAUGUCUCGCAGCCUGGACACGACAUCUUUAGCACACCUGACAAUGACGAGUUCUACGCCGCCUACAAAUAUGAACAACUAGAUCCGUCCAAGCAGGAGAUACGUUUGCUCAGAAUACUCCCUGACCGUGGAGAUGGCACAGUCAAAUGCGAGUUACUAACCAAGGCACCCCUCGACAGCGUCACGAAAACGUACUCCGCACUCUCUUACUGCGCCGGCGAACCGAAGCGGACGCAGUGCAUCGUAGUCAAUGGUCGCAAAUUUAGAGCAUUCGCAAAUCUUGCACAUGCUCUCGCGGAGGCGCGCUUUUUCUGGAAGAAAACAUAUGGAACGAGAGAGCUUCUUUUGUGGGUAGAUCAGAUCUGCAUAAGCCAACACAACCUACUUGAGAGAUCUCAACAAGUCGCGCUCAUGCGAGAGAUCUAUUCGAGUGCAGAAGAAGUUCUCAUAUGUCUCUCAACACGGAAGAUUAGCAGCCGAGGCAUGCACUGGUUACACGACCUCUGUCAAAACGUCCCUCGACAAGGAGACGAUCUUGAUGAGCAGUACCGCGGAGAGAGCUCAUUCACUCUUACCUUGGGUGUUCCUUUUGUGCGGUUUCACUGGUUCAGGCUCAUCGAACAUCUACUGGACAGCGUCGCGAAUGCAAAGUUUGUCGAAGAUUGGCUUGCAGUAUACGACGUAUUCGAAAGCCCUUGGUGGACAAGAUCAUGGGUAUAUCAAGAGUUCAUGAGCGCGACCCGCGCUCAUUUCCUUUUCAAUAAGGAGCCCAUUGCUUGGGCAACUGCAUCGCCAAUCCUUGACACGUAUCUGUCUGUCGUUAGGCAUCUCAUCCUCGCAGAUGUCCUCUUCUCAAAGAUUCAAGAAAGAUUCGGCGCAAAUACACCUGAGUGUCACCGAAUGCUUCGUAUUCGAGAGCGGUCCAGCCGGGCUGAACAAGCAGAAGGACUGGUGGCCUGGAUGGUCGAGAGCAAAAGUCGCUGGUCUGGACCAACCGAUCUUGUUAGUUUGCUUUCGUGUUCGCGACAUUAUGCAACUUCAGAUGUUCGCGACAAGAUAUAUGCCAUGCUUGGACUCGCGUAUCCAGGAUAUCGGAUCAUUCCCAACUACGCUCCUGAGUGGUCUUUACGUGUUCUUCUCAUCCAUACUGCGAUGCGAAUCAUCGAGUUCGAAAACAGUUUGGAGAUUCUGACGCAUACGUCAGACAGAGGAGCGCUUACCAGUUUAUUGCCGUCAUGGGUGCCAGACUGGACUUGCCAGGAAGACGCGAGAUACCGAAUGCUUGUGAGAGAAAAGCUAUCCCCUAUAAACACCAUCAACGACCCACGAUGGAGUAAAGCCAACGCUUCGUUCCUAGAGCCCACUACCUCUGACUGCUUCGUGGCUUUGAAGGCUUGGGGUACUUAUAUCGACACGCUGAUCACUCCGGUCCAUAGGGACGCUCCGAGCGGGGAUCGAUUGGGCGCAUUUUACACAGUCGCUGGAAACACCGUGCUGUGUACCUCAGAAGCCCGUAUACAGGACCAACUCUGGUUACUGUGCGGGUCACAGAGGCCAAUGAUACUGCGACGAGGAGAAGAGGGAUAUUGUUUUAUUUGCGCAGCACAGACAUUGGAGUCGCUACAAGGGAGCGGCAUCCUGUUGGAAAGUGCCAUUAAGACUCUCGGAAUACAACAGAUCACAAUACGCUGA
Molecule: messenger RNA, 1728 nt
Organism: Alternaria atra
Lineage: Eukaryota; Fungi; Ascomycota; Dothideomycetes; Pleosporales; Pleosporaceae
Exons: 1
Coding region: 1-1728 (575 amino acids)
Source: RefSeq, a predicted model, not a curated record